AUGGACACAUUGAAAGUAACAAGCAUCAAAUCACUUGCUGAAUCCCCUGCCCUCAACUCAGUUCCUUCCACAUAUGCCUUCAACAUAAACCCCAACGAAGAAGCAGAUCCAAACGAUCCUGAAUUCACAAUUCCCAUUGUUGAUAUGUCUCUUCUCACUUCGGGGUCUCCUGAUCAACGGUCAAAAAUCAUUCACAACCUCAUAAAAAUUUGUCAAGAAUGGGGCUUCUUCAUAGCCAUUAACCAUGGAGUGCCAGAGAGCCUCAUGAAGGCGAUGAUUGACGCUUGUCAUGGAUUUUUCACUCUUCCUGACAAGGAGAAGCAGGAGUUUAAAUCGGGUAACGAUGUGCUAGAGAUGUUCGAGUAUGGUACCAGCUUUAAUCCGGCCACGGAUAAAGUCCUCCUGUGGAGGGACUUCUUCAAGGUGAGAGUACAUCCAGAGUUCUACUCCCUCUACAAACCGAGUUGCUUCAGUGAGAUAUCAAGGGAGUUCAGCAAGAGAAGCCGAGAGGUUGCAUUGGAGAUAACAAGAGCAAUCUCAGAAAGCCUGGGAUUGGAGCCAAACUACAUAUACGACGCAAUGAACAUGGAUCGUGGCUUGCAAAUGCUGGCCGCCAACUACUACCCACCAUGCCCUCAGCCAGAACAUGCAAUUGGUAUACCACAUCACACUGAUCAUGGCCUAAUCACUCUCCUCAUCCAGAAUGAGAUGAAUGGCCUCCAAGUUGAGCACAACGGGAAAUGGCUCACUGUCGAUGGCCCUACCAACUGUUUCUUUGUUAACCUUGCUGACCAGAUGCAGAUUCUUACUAACGGCAAAUACAAGAGUGUGAUGCAUCGGGCCACCUUGAACAACAAAGCUACACGAAUCUCUAUCGCCAUACCACAUGGACCAUCUGUGGAUACAAUUAUUGCCCCAGCUCCAGAGUUAAUGGAAAAAGAAGGUGAAGCUCCUAAAUACCUUGCAAUGAACUAUAAGGAAUAUAUAAAACUUCAACGAAGUGGCAAGAUCUACAUGAAGUAUACCUUUGAUCACAUACGAGCCUAA
Messenger RNA from Prunus armeniaca (apricot), 1047 nucleotides. The record is from the annotation of a GenBank genome assembly. Lineage: Eukaryota; Viridiplantae; Streptophyta; Magnoliopsida; Rosales; Rosaceae.